AUGGCAACGGAAGUCCAAACCUUCUACACCCCUGCCACCACAACGCACAUCUCAUCCCAUGCUCCGGUUGCCGUCGAUGAGUUCCUCAGCAAAUAUUCGCCCACCAUGGCGCACACGUCUGGUACACAGACCGUCAGUCAUCUGCUGAUGAAGCACCCUCGUCGCAAUGUGCUGCAGCGGUUCGCCGAUCGCGUCUACCUGGAAUACUACCGCUACGAGGUCACUUUCGGACUGUACGUGAUGACUCCCGGAGAAAAGCUGGUUGCCAACACCUUCGUCAUCGUGGUGCUGUCGCUCCUGUUCUGGGCGCUGCUGCUUUACUUCCCAUCGCUGCUGUACCAGAAGCUCAGCCGCCUCGUGUGGCUCCUCACCGGCCACAGCGGUGCGGAAAUGGGCGCUGCUCUAGGCAUCUAUGACACACACGUCAGCCCUGUGUCUCCAGUCUUUGCUGCUGCGGGAAGCCCAUCGUCGUGA
This is a messenger RNA of Aspergillus clavatus NRRL 1, 474 nucleotides long. RefSeq names its product serine palmitoyltransferase small subunit family protein. The transcript has a single exon. The coding region runs from base 1 to 474 and encodes 157 amino acids. NCBI's taxonomy places the organism in Eukaryota, Fungi, Ascomycota, Eurotiomycetes, Eurotiales, Aspergillaceae. The record is from RefSeq and is a predicted model, not a curated record.